Xiphias gladius (swordfish) is the source of this 3486-nucleotide messenger RNA. RefSeq names its product SEL1L adaptor subunit of ERAD E3 ubiquitin ligase (gene sel1l). Bases 189 to 2624 code for a protein of 811 amino acids. Gene Ontology annotation, biological process: ERAD pathway. The record is from RefSeq and is a predicted model, not a curated record. The transcript is spliced from 21 exons. Gene Ontology annotation, molecular function: protein binding. Gene Ontology annotation, cellular component: endoplasmic reticulum membrane. Lineage: Eukaryota; Metazoa; Chordata; Actinopteri; Istiophoriformes; Xiphiidae.
AUUCGUAUAUAUAGAUAUAUAUAGAUAUAUAUAUAUAUAUAUAUAUAUGUGUGUGAGUGUGUGUACGCGCGCGCGCGCGUUGCAUGUUUAUGCUACUUAUCAUAUUGGGACUCAACUGUACCUGAAUGUUUGGUGAUAGAAAAAGCAGCAGUUACAGCUAGCAGAUUGUCAGCUCGAUAACAACAGCAAUGGGCUUAAAGGGGUGUCUAAAGACGACGAGAGUUUUUUAUUUUUUGACCAUUCUGCUGAUAGUCUUCUUCAAAGGAAUAACGUCAGAUGAAGAGCAACACGGGAAUGACGGCCCAGAGCUGAAGUCUUACCAUGAUCCAGACGAUGAAGAGGAAGCCGUCCAUCUUGCGUCAGUAAUUGUGGCAGGUGCCUCGGUGACCUCUGGUCAUGAAGUCUCCCAGCCAGAAGAGGAGAAAAAGUCACCUGGAGAUGGACUGGAGGGAGAGGAGAAGGAGGACCUGCCUGACCAGCCUCCUCCAAUUGCAGAGAAACCCAAGGAGGUUCCUGUGGUGAAUGGAGGUACAGCCCACGGAGAGCCCUGCCUCUUCCCAUUCCUCUUCCAGGGAAAGGAGUAUUCGGACUGUACCACUGAUGGACGGGGGGAUGGACGGCUGUGGUGUGCCACAACUUACGACUAUGACCAGGAGAAAAAGUGGGGUUUCUGUGAGACGGAAGAGCAGGCACAGCAGAGACUGCAGGCAGAAGAGGCUGAGGAGCAGUAUCAGAGUGUCCUUCGCAUACUCAAUGCCACCACCAGGAAGACACAGAAGAAAGAAUUAUAUGAAAAGCUGCUCAAAGUAGCAGAGAAGGGCCACCACAAAGCCAUGGAGAAGGUGGCCUACGCCAUGCUGUUUGGAGAUUACAUGAACCAGAACGUCACCAAGGCAAAAGAAAUGUUUGAGAGGCUUGCCCUAGAGGGCUCACCCAAAGCUCAGAUGGCUCUUGGCUUUCUGUAUGCUGCAGGACUUGGAGUUAAUUCGAGUCAAGCUAAGGCCUUGGUUUAUUACACCUUCGGUGCACUCGGUGGAAACUUGGUAGCUCAUAUGAUUCUGGGAUACAGAUACUGGGGAGGUGUGGGUGUUCCCCAGAGCUGUGAGUCAGCACUAACACACUAUAGACUCGUUGCAAAUCAGGUGGCCAGUGACGUGUCCCUGACAGGGGGCUCAGCUGUGCAGAGGAUCAGGCUUCUGGAUGAGGUGGAGAACCCGGGCUCCACCAGUGGGAUGCUGGAGGAGGACCUGAUCCAGUACUACCAGUUUCUCGCUGAGAAAGGAGAUGUACAAGCCCAGGUGGGAUUGGGUCAGCUUCACCUGCAUGGAGGACGUGGAGUUGAACAAAAUCACCAGAGGGCGUAUGACUACUUCACUCAGGCUGCAAAUGCAGGGAAUACACAUGCUAUGGCUUUCCUCGGCAAGAUGUACUCAGAGGGCAGCGAGUUUCUCCCUCAGAACAACGAGACAGCCCUGCAGUACUUCAAGAAGGCUUCAGACUUGGGUAAUCCAGUGGGACAGAGCGGCCUGGGCAUGGCCUAUCUAUAUGGAAGAGGUGUCCCAGUGAACUAUGAGCUGGCACUGAAAUACUUCCAGAAGGCAGCAGAGCAGGGCUGGGUGGACGGACAACUCCAGCUGGGCACCAUGUAUUACAAUGGCAUUGGUGUGAAGCGUGAUUACAAACAGGCACUCAAGUUCUUCAACUUGGCCUCGCAGGCAGGCCACAUCCUGGCUUUCUACAACUUGGCCCAAAUGCACGCCACUGGUACUGGUGUGAUGCGAUCCUGCCACACUGCCGUGGAGCUUUUCAAGAACGUGUGUGAGCGCGGUCGCUGGUCGGAGCGUCUGAUGACGGCCUACGGCAGCUUUAAGGAGGGAGAGACAGAUGCUGCACUGGUGCAGUAUCUGCUGCUGGCUGAGCAGGGCUAUGAGGUGGCCCAGAGCAACGUGGCCUUCAUUCUGGACCAGAAAGGGGCUAAGAUCUUCAGUGAGAAUGAAACCUAUCCCCGCGCUUUGCUCCACUGGACUAGAGCUGCAGCACAAGGUUACACUGUGGCAAGAAUAAAACUAGGGGACUAUCACUUCUAUGGCUACGGGACCGAUGUGGAUUAUGAGACAGCUGUCAUCCACUACAGGCUGGCAUCAGAGCAGCAGCACAGUGCCCAGGCCAUGUUCAAUCUGGGCUACAUGCAUGAGAGAGGCUUGGGCAUCAAACAGGACAUCCAUUUAGCAAAGCGUUUCUACGACAUGGCCGCUGAAGCCAGUCCUGAUGCCCAGGUCCCAGUUUUCCUGGCUCUGUGCAAGCUUGGCCUGAUUUACACGCUUCAGUACCUGCAGGAUCUUAAUUUGAAGGAGCUGAUUUCUCAGGUGGACCUGGACCAGCUUCUGGGCCCAGAGUGGGACCUCUACCUUAUGACCGUCAUCGCCCUGCUCUUAGGCACCAUCAUCGCCUACCGACAGCGCCAGCACCAGAUCAUAGUGCCGCUCCGUCCACCUGCCCCUGCCCCUGCCCCAACGCCCCCUCCCGGUCCACCUCAGGAACAGCCACAAGCCCAAGCCGAGACCCAAGGUCAGGGAGAAACACAAACCCAGGGCCCGGCGCAGGAGGAAGAGGAACAGCAGUGAGAAAAAGCCAGACGGAGUGAGGGCAGGACUAGACAGACAGAGGCUGUGCCAGCCCGCUGCAUCGAGCAGCUGGUUCUAGUUUGAGCAACACUCCCACUCUGCCUGCACCCCUCCAAAUGCUAAAAAAAGAGGCUAAGAUCGCUGCUGAUGCGCACAGUCUCACAACGCCCUUUCUGGAUUUAAAAUAUGUUGGUCCUUUGCUUAGAGAAAGGCAUUGGAGGUUUUUAUGCACAGUGCUGCAGAACAGAGUGCUGAGAGGAUAAUAGAGACUUGGGACUUGUUAUUCUGUGACUCAGGAUACUGCCAGAAACACCCAUGUCCACCAUGGAGAAAUAGUCUUGCAGUUGCCAGAUCAAAGACAUUUUGAUCAACAUAGUUGGAAUCUUGUAUGUGCAUUAGUUACUUCUCACGUUCCUUUUUUGAGAAAAUUACACUCAGUUGAACUGCUUCAAUCCUAAUUUUGCGCAGUAUUUAGAAAAAAUUCAGUGGGAAAAUGUGAACUAAGAUGCUAGCCUGGGUCUAGUUGCUAAAAGAAGUCAUAUUUUUGCAUGUUUUGCAGAAUUUAGGCAUCUUUUUUCAUACACCCAGGGAGUGAACACGUUUUGCAUUCAUUUUUGCAUCGCAAAUUUGUGUUCAUUAGUUAUUUGUUUCAUUGACAUGUUGUCGGGUCAGUACCUUUUGCAUAUCUGCAAAUCACAGAGAAACAGUUUUGUUCAUUCAGCAUUAGUGACUGCUAAAAUGUACUAAAGCCAUGUUAUGUCAACAGUAUAAGAACAAGAAAUAUGUUAAAUGGUUUACUUUAACUGGUAGAAAAGCUGGACUGGAUGCUUGUUUGAUAAAUGAUUUAACUUUAGGCACACAA